Lineus longissimus is the source of this 1708-nucleotide messenger RNA. RefSeq names its product protein arginine N-methyltransferase 3-like. Gene Ontology annotation, molecular function: protein-arginine N-methyltransferase activity. The coding region runs from base 13 to 1599 and encodes 528 amino acids. Gene Ontology annotation, biological process: peptidyl-arginine methylation. Gene Ontology annotation, cellular component: nucleus. Lineage: Eukaryota; Metazoa; Nemertea; Pilidiophora; Heteronemertea; Lineidae. The transcript is spliced from 9 exons. The record is from RefSeq and is a predicted model, not a curated record.
ACCUCUUCAGAAAUGCCGGAACUAAUUGCUGAUGAAGCAAUUCUUGGAGCAGAUGAUGAUGACUAUGGCGAUUGGGAGGAGGUGAUGCCUGUUGAAGUCCACUGUCUUUUCUGUGAGGAAGUCUUCAAGUUGCCAAAUAUGCUCUUUGAUCAUUGUAGUUUAAAGCAUGGAUUCAGCAUCAUAGCAAUGAGAGAACGCUUCAAUCUUGAUGACUAUUCUUAUAUCAAGAUGAUUAAUUUUAUACGCAAGGAGCACCCAACAGUAGAGCAGCUUUGUAAUGCCAGCCAAACUCAACCACCUUGGAUGUUGGAUGCCUAUCUCCAACCUGUGGAUCCUUCUGAUGUAAUGCUUCAGUUUGAUCUCGAAGACUUGAGUGGUCUAAAAUUACCAGAAUCGGGUAAUGGAAUGGCAUCAGGAGGUGGCGAUACUGAAAAUCAGGAUAUUCACCUGAAGAAAAGAGAGUAUGCUGAUCUCAAGCGCCGACUACAAGAUGCAGAGAAGCAAGCUUUACAGACACAUGAAGAGUUGCAGCGCGUCCUCGGUGAUUUGGACAAAAUGAGGGGUGUUGCGAAAGACUUUAUGAUAAGUGGUCCACUAUCUGAGAAUGUUCCAUCAUCAGAAAAUGCUAUCCAGAAUCUGACAUCUUCUGAAGACGAGCCAUACUUUGACUCUUAUGGACAUUACGGUAUCCAUGAAACUAUGCUAAAGGAUAAAGUACGGACUGAAAGUUAUCGAGAUUUCAUGUUAAAAAACACAAUAUUGUUCAAAGAUAAGGUUGUGCUAGAUAUUGGCUGUGGGACAGGCAUUCUAUCGAUGUUUGCAGCGAAGGCAGGUGCACAUCAAGUGAUAGGAAUUGACCAAUCUGAGGUGAUCUAUUCGGCCAUGGAUAUCAUAAGGGAGAACAACCUCGACGAAGUGAUCACCCUCAUCAAAGGCAAAGUAGAAGAAGUUACUCUUCCAGUUGAAAGGGUUGAUAUAAUCAUUUCUGAAUGGAUGGGCUACUUCCUCCUCUUUGAGUCUAUGCUGGACACGGUUGUAUUUGCACGUAACAAAUGGUUGUCUGAAAGUGGUGCUGUCUACCCCGACAUCUGCUCAAUGUAUCUGGUUGCCAGCGGGGACGAGAACCUGAACACGGGUCGACUUGGUUACUGGGAUGAUGUUUACGGGUUUAAGAUGACGUGUAUGAAGAGCCAGGUGGUGAAAGAAGGAUAUGUUGAUGUUGUGAAGCCUGACAAGAUUUUGACGGAUUCCUGUAAGAUUAAGGAAAUCGACUGUAAUUCAUGCACUGUGCCAGAACUAGACUUCACAUCACCAUUUGAGUUGCGUGUACAGAAUGAUGGGAAGAUGACAGCGAUUAUUGGCUUCUUUGAUAUAUUCUUCAGAAAAGACUGUAGUCCAGUGGUGCAGUUUUCUACUGGCCCAGCAUCUACAGCCACUCAUUGGAAACAAACUGUAUUUUUGCUGGAGAUGCCAAUUGAAGUCAAGAAAGGGGAUGUACUGAAAGGGACGAUUGACUGUAGGAAAGAUAGGAAAGAUCCCAGGAGCUUACAGGUCAAGGUCACACUGAAUGACAGGACUAUGAUGUACUAUUUGGAUUAAAGUUGCUUGAGACCAUGUAAAAUAGACUUUAAAUCUGUUUUGAAAUACAUACAUAAGUACACUGCCAGUGAAGGAAUGAGUUGUGAAAAUUUUUGUGGUUGAUGUUAAU